AUGGAGCCCCUAGCUGGAGCUGACACUGCCGCCUUCCACCAGCGCUGGCCAGCCCGGCUGCUGCUGUGGGUCUCAGCCCUGAGCUGUUCUUUCUCCUCACCAGCUUCUCUCCCUCCGUCCCUGGUACCCCGAGUCAGAAGCAGCUACACUCUGGGAAGGACGUUCCUCGGUCUUGAUAAAUGCAAUGCCUGCAUCGGGACAUCCAUUUGUAAGAAGUUCUUUAAAGAAGAAAUAAGCUUUGACAACUUGAUGACUUCCCACCUGAGACCGCCUCCUCAGGACUUGCCUUCUUAUUCUGCAAAUUACUCGGAUGAUUCUAAAACCUGGCGCCCUGUGGAGGUCUCUCGAUUGGUCAGCAAGUACCAAAGCGAGAUCUCUGACAGAAGAAUAUGUGCCUCUGCAUCGGCUCCGAAAACCUGCAGCAUUGAGCGCAUCCUGCGAAAAACAGGGAGGUUCCAGAAAUGGCUGCAGGCCAAGCGACUCACACCUGACCUAGUGCAGGGCCUGCCCAGUCCCUUCCUACGCUGCCCUUCCCAAAGACUCUUGGAUCGUGUGGUUCGACGCUAUGCUGAAGUGGUUGAUGCUGGCAGCAUCUUCAUGGACCACUUCACUGACCGUGACAAGCUGCGUCUCCUCUACACACUGGCUGUCAAUGCACACCCCAUCAUUCUGCAGAUCUUCCCAGGGGCAGAGGGCUGGCCACUGCCCAAGUACCUGGGCUCCUGUGGUAGAUUCCUGAUCAGUACCAGCACCAGACCACUGCAAGAAUUUUACGAUGCACCCCCAGAACAAGCUGCUGACCUUGCCUACCAACUCCUUGGGGUCCUGGAAUCCCUGAGGAGCAAUGAUUUGAACUAUUUCUUCUACUUCACCCAUGUUGAUGCAGACAUGUUUGGCAUCUUUGACAAUGGACAUCUGUUCAUCCGGGAUGCCAGUGCACUAGGUGUCAUCGACAAGCAGGAAGGCAACCAAGCAGCUUCCGGGACUGGAGAGAAUGAAGACAUUUUUAGCUGCUUGGUUUCUGACUGCCAGGUCCAGCUGUCCUCCUGUGACACUGUCUCUGAGAAGCAAAACCUGGUGCUGGUGUGUCAACAAUUGCUGCCUCGACUUCUCCAGGGAAAGUUCCCUUCCCCUGUGCAAGAGAAAAUAGACUCUGCUCUCAGUUUGUGUAGCAAGAAUGCCAGCACAGACAUGGAAGUUUUAGGGGCCACCAACCUUCUGAAGGACAUCUUGAGACCACUGAGAACCUGUGACCCUAGAUUUGCCUACCGCUACCCAGACUGCAAGUAUAAUGACAGGUUCUGA
Messenger RNA from Arvicola amphibius (Eurasian water vole), 1305 nucleotides. RefSeq names its product divergent protein kinase domain 2B (gene Dipk2b). Bases 1 to 1305 code for a protein of 434 amino acids. The record is from RefSeq and is a predicted model, not a curated record. Lineage: Eukaryota; Metazoa; Chordata; Mammalia; Rodentia; Cricetidae. The transcript has 5 exons.